Messenger RNA from Psylliodes chrysocephalus, 2408 nucleotides. Lineage: Eukaryota; Metazoa; Arthropoda; Insecta; Coleoptera; Chrysomelidae. The record is from the annotation of a GenBank genome assembly.
GUAGAACAAAUUAUUGUUAGUGCUUAUUAUCAAAACUUAUCAAAAUGACUAAUUUGAGCAUGGAUGAAUUAGAAAUUCUCAUCCAGCACGCAGAUACGUUGAAUCAUAAGUCACUUCAAGAAUUAAUAGAACAUUUUCCAUUUGAUUCGUUAAUCAAUAUUACAAUUUUAAACUACGAGUUUUUGAGAUUACAUGUUAUUUUACUAGAAAAAAUAAUUAAAAACGAUGUAUUUUAUAAAAGUCCAAAGAGUAUAGAAUAUGUUCGACAUAUUUUGAAUUUUAUUUUGACCAACAUUACCUUACUGAAAGAUAUUCAUUCAAAUGAAAUAUUAUCAUGGCUUUUAAACUUAUUGACAACUAUUAUCCAAAAGGCCAAGGAUUUUGAAAAGGUCACAAAAUUUUUACAAAACAAGAAAGAAAAAUUAUUUGAAACAGUUUCGAUGUGUUCCAAAUUUAGUUUCUUCAAUAUUAGUCAUGUAAAUGAUUUCAAAUCAGUUAUGUAUGAAAUAUUAAUGUUUGACGGUUUCUUACAUGAUGGACAUUCCAAAACUUUUAUGGAAAUGGUAAACAUCUUCAUGGAUUUUAAAGCGCAUUAUGAAAUUUCUAUUUGGACCGAGAUAGUAAUCGAAAAAUAUCACAUAUCAUCAGAAAUUUUCAGUGUGUUUUCAACAUGGUUGCUGAAAAAUGGAAUUACCUUCUUAGUUGAGAGCAACGAAGAAUUGUUGUUGGCAAAACUACUAAAGAUUAUUAAUUGCUUAUACACGAAGUACGAAAGAUCAGACACAUGUAAGGAUAAUAAGAAGAACGCAAUAGAAUGUAGCAUCAACUUUUUAACGCAAAACGUAGAAUUCCUUGUAUCCUUUUUCUCAAAACCCAAUUUGAGAAAGGAUUCGGCCAAAUUGUUUGCUUUCGUACUCGCAGCUCAAAAUUUGGAAAACAGCUGGGACUACUUUUAUAAAAAGAUAGUUAAUCUGCCUGUAGACCCUUCAGAAUGGGUCCGUUCUGAGCCGGAGUUGUUUCUGAGAAUUUGUAACUUACUGUGCGAAAAUAAUAGGAUCCUAUGGCCACCCAACAAAAUUCUACAAAUAAUUGGUUCAAUAAUUUAUUCCUAUCGAAGGUACUCUUUAAAACCCAGCCUACUGAAAAUUAUGUGCUAUAUGUAUCCCCUGUUGAUGGCAGAAUGUAUCACAAAAAGAAACGCAAUCUUGGGAGACGAUUUGAUGAUAAUCAUAUCAAGACAACAUUAUAAGUUAGAAACGAUUUUUUCUCUUCAUCUAAGUCAGUUGAACUGGAUUCUGCGAAAAGGGGAAAAUUUCUUGAAAAAAUUGAUGAUCUGCUUUUGGUUGAAUCAUAACGGCGAUUUGGAAAUUUUAAAAAAGUGUAUUUUAAGUGCAAACAUGCAGAAAUUAUUAAUAAGUAUCAUUAUUGAUGUUAAUACUGAUUUUCCAAUCAGUUUGAAAGCUGCGGAAUUAAUAAAAAACAUAGAUGAUCCAAAUUUCAAGACAACAAUAGCCAAAAUGUUACCAGUGUUCUCGGACAAUCCAAAAGUUUUUAACCGUUUGAUGAUCUCCAAUCCCGGUAUACCGGAUGAUAAGGAUCUCGCAUUGAGAAUGGCGGAAUUCAUGUCGCUGAUACAAUUUUUCACUAUGGACGAAUUAAUAUUCGGUCUUAUUUGUGAUUAUAGCAAAAGAUUGGUUAUCUAUCUCAAAGAGGAUAAACGCGUUUUGACGGUAUUUUGCAAAAAUUCUAAAAAUAUAGUAAUUUUGGUCAAAAGAUUGAAAAAAUUGAAGACUGAGUUGGCGUUAAACAAUGCCAUGGGAUUGAUUAAAGUGUUACUACUCGUUCAGAAACGAAACCACAUAAGUAUAGAAGACUCGAUAGAAAUCGAUUUUGCAUACAUUCUCAAGGGAUCCUCGAUUAAAGUCGAAAAAUGCCUCGAUGUACUUUUCCUUUUAACAACCCAACGAUUAUUUAUCAAACUAACCCCUGAAUCAAUCUUUUCGAUAUUUGUCAGGCUAUUUUCCCUUUGCAACAAUCCAGAUUUGACGGUGAAGUCUUUGAUUUGCCUAACAGAAAUGUUGAAAGCCAAUAAGUGGUUGGCCACAUCGUCUAUCACGAACUUUUUUGUGGAAAACCACUGCAGCCUGGCUGUAGACGACAAGUCUUGUCACGAAUUUGUGGUGUUUUUGGGUGUGUGGAUUAAAAUUUUGAAAAAUUGUUUGGAGGCUGAUAAGAAAUUUUAUUUGGCGCAUACUGGAAUUAUUAGAAAUUACAUCAAGCGGGUGGAUGGCUUGCCACAAUCGAGGGUGAAUUAUUUAUUAAAAUCUCUAAACCGAAUUAAUAGAAUCAGCUUUUCAAGUGGAUUUCAUUUAUUAUAAUUUGUUGAAGAUUUUAAUGUAAAAUAUAAG